Penicillium maclennaniae is the source of this 1356-nucleotide messenger RNA. RefSeq lists its product as uncharacterized. The record is from RefSeq and is a predicted model, not a curated record. Bases 1 to 1356 code for a protein of 451 amino acids. Lineage: Eukaryota; Fungi; Ascomycota; Eurotiomycetes; Eurotiales; Aspergillaceae. The transcript has 2 exons.
AUGCAACCAAAUCACUGCGACCUGCUAGGUCAGGUGCGCGAGCCCAGAGCCGCACGUCAACUGAUGCGCGAUGGCCACUCGCUCGAUCGUGGUCAGCCCCGGCCGUCCGGUGCGGUUGGCAUGAGAUCAGAAACCUCUGACUCUUGGAUUGAAGUAUCAUCACAGCCGUCAUCUUCAUCCUUAUCCUCGGCUGCUACGAACGACGAUAUCAUUACAACUGGUCUUCGUGUGGACAAUGGAGAAGGCGGAAUGUAUCAGCAUCGCAGUCGACGACGACGCCUGCAACACCUCGCCGCCGUUACCACAGCCCAGGUGGACUACUCAUCAAGAGACGCUAGCCUGGCGAGCAGCAGCCAAGAGGAAUAUGAAGAGAGCGAGAGUGAGCCCGAUCCCAACUUGAGCAGCUCAAAUGAGGAUAUCAAUCGCCCGGCUCUACGGGUCCCGCUAUCCGCACUCCCUUCUCCCUCAGAUGCAGUUGCAGCCUCGAGUGAUGAUGAAGAUGACGAUGCUUCUACUGCUCUUGGUAUGGGCAUCAGCCCAUCACCAUUCGUCCCCCAGCCCAAUCUCUUUUCUCAUCCACCAGCAACAAGUGACCCCUCGUGGACUCGUCCAAAUGAGUCGCGCCGCUCUCCGCCCAAUGUGCUCUCCACCUCCAGCCGGGGCACUGCAAUCCGCCGAGAUUCAUACCCGCCCAACGUACGAUCUCGCAGAUCCCAGCAAUCCCAACACAGCCCCUUCAACAUGAUUUCGCCUUCCCACCAUGCAGACCACGACGCUGCCCUCCGGGCCAGUCUCUCAACCCUCUUGUCCUGCGCAGCCGCCGCCCGAGGCCUCCCCAAAGCAGAUAACCAACCAACUUCAUCCAGUCCAGGCCCCUCCCAGCCAUCAACCUUCCGUCUAGUGGGCGAGUCAGUCGCCAUGGGUGAGGAAAGCGGCGAAGAAGCCUCUUCCCCACGAUACAUCGAAUCAAGUUCCUCAGUGGGCCCGUCCCGCCGGCGGCACCCCCGCACCGCUCCUGGUCCACCCUCCAAGGCCAAGCGCCGAUCCAUCUCGCCUAAAGACCGCAGCACAAAGAAGAGUCGACAUGCAAGUCUAUCAGACUCAACGAGCCCCGUCAGUCCAACAAUCAUGACGUGGGUCAUCAGCGCGGGUGUCGUGGUCCUAUUCUCAGCAAUCAGCUUCUCGGCCGGAUAUAUGCUCGGUCGCGAAGUCAGUCACGUUGAAGCGGGGAUGAUGGGAGAUGGAAGUGUACCUGGCGCACGUUCAUCGGCGGCCUGUGGACAGGAAGCUAUGAGAGGAGGACUCAGGCGAUUCCGGUGGGGGACUGCAGCUGCCAGCUCUGCUAGUCUGGCGUGA